Molecule: messenger RNA, 181 nt
Organism: Dibothriocephalus latus
Lineage: Eukaryota; Metazoa; Platyhelminthes; Cestoda; Diphyllobothriidea; Diphyllobothriidae
Source: the annotation of a GenBank genome assembly
GUAGAAGACGUGAAUGUGCGCGAGAAGGCCGUGGAGUCUCUACGUCGACUGGCGCGGGAGCACACUGAUCGCGAUCUGCAAGACCACAUCUUCCCGCUGGUUCAACGUCUUGCCACCGGCGACUGGUACAGUAGCCGUGCCUCAGCCUGCGGCCUCUUUGCCGUCAUCUAUCCCCGUGUAA